AUUCCUUCGCCCGCAGACGAACAUACAGCGGUCGGUCAGCGGAGGGAGAGAGAGAAGAGAACAGAAGUGAAGAAGCCAAACGAGCCGGCGGCCAUGGCGUGGCGAGCGAGCUUGUCCCGGAGCGUGAAGGAGAUCCGUUUCCUCUUCUGCCAGUCUUCCCCCGCCAGCGCCCCCGCUCGGGAGUUCGUGAAGAAGAACUACGCGGACAUCAAGACCAGCAACCCCUCCCUCCCUUUCCUCGUCCGCGAGUGCUCCGGCGUCGAGCCUCAGCUGUGGGCGCGCUACGACAUGGGUGUGGAGAGGUGCGUGAGCUUGGGCGGCCUGACAGAAGCCCAGAUUGACAAGAAGUUGGAGGACCUCGCCAAGGCAGGAUAGUCGCUUAAAGCUAAAUAAUGUGAGCUAGCCAAGUUUUCUGGCGUUAAUUCUUCCCAAAUAAGAGAAACGUUUAGCAUGGCAUGUUCUGUUGUCUUGGUUUCCGGUACAUGACUGUCGAAUCAGUGUUCAAGUUGUGCAACUGAUUUCUGAGAAGGUACUAUCUUGUUUUUUACGGACCUAUUUCUCCAGAGAAAAAUCAAAUUCUGAGAAAUAUUGUCUUUACCUCUAAUCAGGAUUCACAGAUUGUCUUGAAA
Messenger RNA from Brachypodium distachyon (stiff brome), 629 nucleotides. Its product is annotated as NADH dehydrogenase [ubiquinone] 1 alpha subcomplex subunit 2. The coding region runs from base 94 to 375 and encodes 93 amino acids. The record is from RefSeq and is a predicted model, not a curated record. The transcript is spliced from 3 exons. Lineage: Eukaryota; Viridiplantae; Streptophyta; Magnoliopsida; Poales; Poaceae.